Messenger RNA from Triticum aestivum (bread wheat), 4203 nucleotides. RefSeq names its product formin-like protein 11. The record is from RefSeq and is a predicted model, not a curated record. Gene Ontology annotation, molecular function: actin filament binding. NCBI's taxonomy places the organism in Eukaryota, Viridiplantae, Streptophyta, Magnoliopsida, Poales, Poaceae. Bases 678 to 3503 code for a protein of 941 amino acids. Gene Ontology annotation, biological process: actin cytoskeleton organization; actin nucleation. The transcript has 6 exons.
UCACCGUCCUUGUUCGCACUUACCACGUCUCUCUCUCUCUCACUCUCUCUCACUCUCCUCCCCGUUUCUUCGUCCAUCCUCCCCAUUUCAGCGGCGAGACGAGAAAAGAGAGAGGGCGCGCGCGAAAAGAAUUCGCUGGCCCCCUCGGCGGCUCCAGAUCACGCCCAAAUUCGUGGCUCGUCCAGCCGCCAAUUUGGUGGUGCCUUGUGUUGGUGCAUUUUCCCAGACCUGUUCUUUCUGUGAUUGUUUUCAAUCUCUCCCGCGUUCUUGCGGCUGAUUUCUUGGACGGAUUUCUCCGGCCGCGUCUCCGGAUUUCCUCGAUCUGGGGGCAAUGCGGCUGCGCAUUCGGUUCUCUGCUUCGGAAGCCCCCCAAACCCCCCACCAUUGGUGAUUAUUUCUGAGCUUUCUCGCCUUAAAAUCGGCGCGUUUCUCGGAGCACCUCGAGGCAUCUGAUUUCAGAAGGUCAUUGCCCCGAUUUCACGCGAACUUGGGCGGGGCAUUGUUCUGAGUUUUUUUUUUUUUUUUGUCAAAACAUUUGUGCCGCGUCACUGGACUUCGUCGGCCAAUUGCUUCAGGGAGCUCACGGAUUUGUUGCCCAUCGCCACUAACCUCCCGCCGGUAAGCCGGAGGAAUCACAUUGCGAUGGUCGGGUCGGUGUAGGAAAGAGCAGGCAAAAGAUGAGGCGCUGCAGGGGAGAAUGGCUCCUCGUGCCGUGCAUCAUCUCCGUGCUGCUCUUUGUACCAUUGGCCUGCGGACGAUUGCUCAUUGGCGCAAGCGAUAUGUCGCCGCCUGCACUGACACCAUCCUUCAUCAAGCAAGUAGACGAUUGGGUGGAACACGCGUGGCUCAAAUGUGGAUUGGACAAGAAAAGCCUUCAAGAUGUUAGAAACUACUACAACUACAACCAUGUACUUGAUAUCAUCCAUAGGAUAUCUGACAAUAAGGGAACUUCCCCUGUCAUUGAAAAAGGUGCCAGCUCAUUGACCCCAGAAAUCAAGCAAACUUUGCUGAUCUGCUUAAGCAAACAGAGUUCUGAGGUUGCAAAUAACCUACCCGAUGGUUAUAUCAAAACACUUACCGCCUCAAUAAGAGGAGAGCUGGCUCCGGGACCUGCUCCUGCAAAUGAAGCAGUAAAACCUUCGCCAGGGAAACCAGCUGAGGGUGCUUCAUCAGAAGCAACUACAAAAAAGGCAGUGCCUGCAACUAAAUCAGUAGGAAAAAAGGACAGCGAUGGCAUGCCAACUACCAAUGUCAUUGGUGUGUCCUUGGUUGUUAUAGCACUUUUAGCUCUUCUCUGCGUUGGCUGCUGCAUGUACCGUGAAAGCCAGAGUUCUGCGGCUUCUGCCUAUGAUAAUAAGCAACUCCUGAAUCUAUCGGAUUCUUGCAAGUCUUCCAGUGUAAAUCUAAUAGAUGUCACUAAGCUGGGAGCAUUGCCAUUGCAGUCAGAGGCUGGCCAAAAUGGCCAUGUGAAUCAAAGUUCACAGGAAGGCCCAAACACUGAUGAAAUUGGCUAUGUGAGACUAAGUUCACAGGAAGGCCCAAACACUGAUCAAAAUAACCAUGUGAAACUAAGCUCACAGGAAGACGCAAACACUGGUCAAAUUAGCUAUGUGAAACUAAGCUCACAGGAAGACCCAACCAGUGGCCGAAAUAGUGAUGUGAAGCUAACUUCGCAGGAAGACCCAAACACUGGCCAAAAUAACCAUGUGAAGCUCACAUCGCAGGGAAGUGCAAACACUGAUCCAGCAAGCUACAGCAGUUCCACCGAGUCAAUGGCUGCUUCUGUUGGUUCUGUGCAAGGAUCAACACCAAUGAUGCCACCUCCAGCACAUCCUCAAGUACUUGCGCCUCAACCAAAGGCUCCUCCUCCACCACCAGCUCCUCAAGCACUUGUGCCGCCUCCGAAUGCUUCUCCAGUUCUUUCCUCUGGACCUUCACCGCCACCAGCUCCAAAAGCCUCCCCGCCUCCUCCCUCAGGACCCUCACCACCUACUUCUCCAAAAGCUGCACCACCACCACCACCACCAUCAAAAUCUGGUGGACCUCUCCCGCCACCACCAGCGCUGCCUGAUUCUUCCAAAAUGCGUCCACCAUCACUUAUGAAGUCAGGCAAUAAAGCAGACACAGAUGCGGAUUCUAGUGAAGCUAAAACAAAGCUUAAGCCCUUCUUUUGGGAUAAAGUAGCAGCAAAUGCUAAUAAAUCAAUGGUGUGGGAUCACCUUAAAGCUGGAUCAUUCCAGUUAAGCGAGGACGCUAUUGAAACACUUUUUGGUUGUAAUGCUGACAAGAAGAGUGGUGAUGCCAAAAAAGAUUUAACAUCAAAGGAAGCUGCCCAAGUUGUGAGGAUACUUGAUCCUAAAAAGGCACAGAACCUGGCCAUAUCAUUGAAGGCGUUGAGUGUUUCAGCAGAGGAAGUUUCUUGUGCAGUUAAGGAAGGAAAUGAACUUCCAUCCGACUUGAUACAGACCUUAAUUAGAUGGGUCCCGAGUACUGAUGAGGAGCUCGGGCUUCGACUAUAUACUGGGGAACUCUCACAGCUUGGUCCUGCAGAGCAGUUCUUAAAAGCAAUCUUCGACAUUCCUUAUAUCUAUGAGCGCCUGGAUGCAUUACUUUUCAUGGCUGGUUUACCAGAGGAAGCUUCAAAUGUAAAGCAAUCUUUUGCCACCUUAGAGAUGGCUUGUGAGGAGCUUAAAAACAGCCGUCUAUUCUUGAAGUUACUAGAAGCUGUUCUUAAAACAGGGAACCGGAUGAAUGUUGGCACGUUCCGAGGAGGAGCUCAAGCGUUCAAACUAGACACCCUGCUCAAGCUUUCCGACGUCAAAGGAACUGAUGGGAAGAUAACGCUGCUGCAUUUUGUUGUUCAAGAGAUGAUCCAUUCUGAAGGUGUCCGUUCUGCACGGGCUGCAAAGGAGCAGACGGGCAGCAUAUCCAGUGUGGACAAGAAUGAUCUUAUUGAAGACGAAUAUAAACAACUAGGUCUGCAGGUUGUGUCCAGUUUAGGAGAUGAACUUCAAAAUGUCAGGAAUGCAGCAAUCCUUGAUGCAGAUCAGUUGACUAUGUCGGUAACAAGUGUUGGCCACAGGCUUGGCAAAACCAAAGAAUUCUUGAACACAAGCAUGAAAAGUCUGGAUGAAGAUAGUGGGUUUCACCGCAAGCUUGUGCAUUUCGUGGAGCAGUCUCAAACUGAAGUUACUUUCUUGCAAGAGGAAGAGAAGAAAAUACGGUCCUUGGUAAAGAGCACUGUCAAUUAUUUCCAUGGGAGGACAGGGAAGGAUGAGGGCCUUCGUUUAUUUGUCGUAGUGCGGGAUUUUCUUGCAAUGCUUGACAAGGUGUGCAAUGAGGUGAAAGAAGCAUCAAAAGUAGCUCCAAAGAAAACGAAGACUGAAGUUACUCUGCCUUCCCGCACACCCAGAUCUUUCCAAGAUCCCCGGCGUAACCUUUUUCCGGCAAUUCAAGACCGGAGGGCACAUAGUUCAAGCUCUAGUUCUGACGAGGGAAGUUAACUCUAAACGAAGGUACUCUACCUACCUUUUCCUUGCAGCGCUUGGAGGUUUGCCCUUUGAAAACAUUAGUGAGAAGAGAUGGAAAAUCAGAGCUAAAGAAAAGGCAAGAGAUGGAAAAUUGACGAUAAAGCCAACUCUGGCUUUGGUCACUUGUUGCAGCAACAGAAUAAAAUUGCUGAAGGAAGGCAGUCAUCUUCCAUAACGUCCUUGACAGGCAAUUGUUGCACUUUGGCUCCUAUAUCAAACAAACAAAGGUGAUAUUCACGAUCAAGAUGGAGAAGUCGAAACGGAAGCCGUCGAAAGGGGUGGCGAAGAAAACUGACCCCUUAGUUAGGGCGUGCAUAACAGGGAGGGAGGAAGAAGCAGCAGGCUGGUUGACUGACUGUGUGACACUGCCUGCUGUUUUUUCGCUUAACAUUUGUACCAUCACAGAAAGGAGAGGAAUAAAUACAGCAUUAGAAAGAAAGAGAUGCACCACACGGGCUCAUAAACAUUGGAUUCUUUUGCUUGCGCUUGACAAAUACUUUUGCAAAGAGCAAUGCUGUAAAUUGUCAUACUUUCAACUGAAACAUCCUGUGUGUUCGCGACUUGGUGUGCCUUUUGCAAUGUACCAGAUUCGCACUGCUGUGCUGUCGUCUGGAUAGUCAGGGCACCCAAAACAAUGUGCAGCGCUGCUAUAUGUGGACUGAUAAUUGUUUCA